AUGGCACCAAACAGUCAACAGGUUCAUGACAUACAAGCUGAUACAAAUGUGGAUGUGCUUUAUAACGCAGCAGCCGUUCACUCUAGACUGCAGCAAUGGGACAAAGCCAGGGACAUUUUGCGGGCGGCCUCGCAGGAGAGAGGAGCAGGCCGGAGCAACCUGAUAGACACGGCCCUAGAGGCUAUUUCUAGGAAGGAUGUUUUGGAGCCUCUUCUGCUUCCAGAGGGUGAAGUGUUUCGUCCCAGGAAACAGGAGGUAGACCAGCUGAAACCGAGGGACUUCUUGGGCGAAAAGCCUCAGGUCAUCACUUCCAUGAUUCCAAAUGAUGACUUCAGAGGUUUCGACCCUCUCAGACCACAGAAACCGGGCUACUAUGAGCCAAAGGUAGAAGAUGGCCAAGACUCUCGUUACAUGAUAACGAAGAGUGCGUAUGUGGCUAAAGGAGCAGGGGAGCUGACGGUGCCCGCUGGAGCAGAAGUGUUUGUGUAUAGCGAUGACGACAGAGAUGGACUGGCAGUGAUUAUUUAUGAUGGAAAGAGAGGCCUGGUUCCCAAUUUCCUGCUUGAACCGAUGGGCAAGAAAAACAAGGGUAAAAACAAGCGAAUUGAACUCGCCAAUGGAAUCCCACAUCCACCAGCCUUAAAACCCCCCAAUCGACCCCAACUUCCAUCUCAACGGUCAUUAGAGCUGCACCCCUCCAGUGCUGGAGCUUCCCACACAACUCCUCCAACAACCAGCAGCUCCACCUGCAUCCCUCCACAGCAGACCCAAAUUUCAUCCCAGGAGUCUGGAUCAGUAGUAGUCAAGGUGCACUACACUUACACCAUGGCUCUCCAAGUCCCUGCAGAAACUCCUUUCCGGGAUCUGCAAGAGAAAAUCGCUCAGAAAUUAGGACAGCCUGCAAUGAACAUUCGCCUCAGACACAGAAGGCCUGGCACCAAAGUACUAACACCCCUAAAUGGUGAUGAUGGACUAGAUUGCCUGGAGGGCGUUGCUGAAUCAGGACGUGCCCAAAUCUGGUGUCAGAAUGAGGACCCUCUGGCCAACAGGACCAUUCUCUAUCAGAUGGUGGCACUGUAUGAUUACAAUGCGCAAGGCCCAGAGGAUUUGGAAUUCAGUGAAGGCGACACAAUUGACAUUCUCAGUGAAGUGAACGAGGAGUGGUUAGAAGGGCAUGUUGCUGGACAUAUCGGCAUCUUCCCUCAAAGUUUUGCUCAUCGUGACACAGACAGCGUCAGUAGGGCAUCAACAGACUGACACAGCCUUGAAACAUGUGACUAUACAGUAUGAGCGUUCAGUGAACUUUCUUAUACGGUAUGAGACGUCCAUCUGUUGAAAGUAAUGAUCGUAUUUAUCAUACGUUUUCAUUUUUAUUUUUUAAUGCCAAAACGUACCUACAUUGUAUUUACAGUAACAAAACGCUGGGUACCACACAAUUUCUUUGUCGUUCCAACACAAAUCAAUUAGGUUAACUUAAUUGUUUUUACUUUAAAUGUAUUGAACAUAAAACAAUUAAGUUGUCUUUAAAAAAACACUUAAGAUACAGUUGAAGUCAGAAUUAAUAGCCCCUUUUGAAUUUUUUUCUUUUUUAAAUAUUUCCCAAAUGAUGUUUAACAGAGCAAGGAAAUUUUCACAGUAUGUCUGAUAAUAUUUUUUCUUAUGGAGAAAGUCUUACUUGUUUUAUUAUGCCUAGAAUAAAAGCAGUUUUUAAUUUUUAACACCAUUUUAAGGUCAAUAUAUUUUUUCGUUAGUCUACAGAACAAACCAUCGUUAUACAAUAACUUGCCUAAUUACCCUAACCUGCCUAGUUAACCUAAUUAAUCUAGUUAAGCCUUUAAAUGUCACUUUAAGCUGGAUAGAAGUGUCUUGAAAAAUAUCUAGUCAAAUAUUAUUUAUUGUUAUCAUGGCAAAUAUAAAUAAAUCAGUUAUUAGAAAUGAGUUAUUAAAACUAUUAUCUUUAGAAAUGUGUUGAAAAAAUCUUCUCUCCAUUAAAAAUAAAUUUCUCCAAAAAAAAAUAAACAGGGGGGCUAAUAAUUCAGGGGGGCUAAUAAUUCUGACUUCAACUGUAUUUGUUGAUUUAACUCAUAUUAAAUUAGUAGUUUUAACAAGCACCAAAACAUAUUUUUGAGUGUUGAACAUGAUCACAAUAACUUCAAAACAUCAGUUUUGAUAAAUGAUAUAACAUGAAUUCUUCAAUCUCCAUAUAUUUUUCUUCUGUUCAGGUGAGUUUUCCAAUUUAAAUGUUCCUUGAUUUAUUUUUCCUUUUGCUUAGUGAGAUUGCCCAUCUCUUUAAGUGCUUCUAACAGAAAAAUAAUAUCAUUCGGGACUUUAAGCUCUCUAUAAUAUAUUACAUACAUUAAAAUGCUACAGGAACACCUACUGGAUUUCUGUGUACACAGGAUGCCAAAUGGGAACUCUUGGCUCUCUUUACAGAGUGAGCUCAUUUAAUAUUAAUAGAAAAGAGAGCGAGUUUCAGAUACUUUUUGAGAUCACAAAAGAGUGUGGCUGAAGGCCAAAUCCCGAGUUUUAAAUAGCGCUUUAUGGAACACCGGCUCUAGUUUACAUCAUUACCACCCACCUCUUCUUAACCUGCAGCUGACACGUUAUCUAUCAUAUACAAACUGAGCAGCAGAACGAGAAGAUUUAACUUGCAUCACAGCAAUACAGUACACACCGCUGGCAGAUUUUAUUUCAGACUUGGUCAGAUGUCAUAAAAUGGCUUUUAAAUCAACCCUGUCCUGUAAUGGGAGCUGAAUACACCUCAGCGAGGUAUAUCCGUAAUGCAGUGUUUAAUGGCGUGUGUGCUCUGUCAGACUGGGCACUGGGGCAUGGCACUGCAGCACGCCAUCUCUCUGCUCUUUUAUAUUGCUGUAAUUAUGGGGUUGGCAGAGCCCAGCGUGACGCACAUUUCCCUCAAUUCCCAUUAAACAUCCCGCUAUUAAUCAAAGCCGUACUGCAUUCUGACCCAACGUUUACAGAACAGUUCUUCCCCUCCUACCGUCUGUCCCUGAUUCGUGCUUGUUGUAGAGUGAAAUUUUGUGUUGUGUUGUAAACAGUGUUGUAUAUGUGUCAAGAAGUUAUAUUGUUUAACAUGUUUCAGUGCGAAGACAACCCUCUGUCAGUUUUUUUUUUAUUGGGGGUGUAAGUGAAUUGUAUUAUGGUCUAGCGCAGCCAACGGUGGCGAUUUAAUGGCUUUGACAGCACAACCAGUCAUAAAUGUUACGUGUUUAUUCAGUUCAUCACCUGCUCGGCUCUCAAAAGAUUAUGUGACGCUCUUUAUCCAGACAGUAGAGCAUAAACUGGUCAACUACUGCAGGUGAUGCAGGGGAAAAUCUGAAGUUUGUUUUAAAGGGUUAGUUCACUUGAAAAUUAAAGUCUUCUCAUCAUUUACUCACUCAUUUAGUCUUCAGAACACAAAGAUAUUUUGAUGCGUUUAAAGAUGAACAUGAACCUUUUUAUUUCCCACUGUCAUCUGAGGUUUACAUAAUGUUGUUAAGAUUUUUACAUUAAAAAAUCAUCACAUAUCAGUUUUGUUCUGCCUGUUUUAACUCUCCAGUUUGAAUUUUUAAUACUGUUUCUAAGUAUAAAGUACAGCUGUGUGUAAAAUUCUACUUCUGUGUUUGGAUGCUGCUGUAAUUUAGGUCAAAAACACUUAAAUACUCCGUACAUAUAAAACAAUAUGGAAUAACAGACAAAGCAAUAGCCAUCGCAUAUAAUAAUUAUAAUAAUAAUGUUUAAUGGGUUGUGACUAGAAGGGCUGCUGCGUAUAUGCCGGAAUAGUUGGUGGAUCAUCUCCCCGUGGCAACCUUUGAAAUAAAGACUAAGCUGAAGGACAGUGAAUGAUUGAAUGAAUAUUAAUAAUAAUGUUUCCCAGUACUGGGUUGCGACUGGAAGGGCAUCAAGUAAAACAUAUGCCGGAAUAGUUGGUGGUUCAUUCUGCUGUGGCGACCCCUGAUUAAUAAAGCGACUAAGCUGCAAAGAAAAUUAAUGAAUGAAUGUAGUAAUAAUAAUAAUAAAAAUAAAAAUAUUCAGAUAUUGUGUAAAUAGAGAAUGAAAUUUUAUCUGACAUGGCCUGGAACUUCAUUAAAAAUAAUGUUCAUCCACUUUCUUAAUGUUGGGAUCUAAAGGAAAGCAAUGCACAGAUAUAUUAUAGACAGUUUGGCACUGCACCAUGUCCUGUUGUCUUCGAAGCCAUGUUUAUCCUUUGGUUUUUGCAUAGAUCUGUGUUUACCUCUCAUUUCUUUCUGCUGCAUGCUUGACUAGGUGGGUGGAGCUUAAAAUGCAGUAUCAAGCAGGCUCUGAUCUGUUAUGCGGAGGCUGGGUUUAGACACACUAGCCUAUACCGUAAUAGAGUUGUUUCGGCCGAUUGUCCUCAAUUUAAACAGUUUUUAAAAAACAACAAGAAUGUGUUUGUUCUUAAAUCGUUCUAAAAUGCCUCUUUUUGAUAACAAAAACAUAACUAAUUGCUGAAACAUAAUUCUACUUCAGACAUUUCUUUCAAACUUUGAAAAACGUAAUUUUUUUCACGUAAUUAGAGCUGUAGAGCUUAACUUUUUGAUCUUAGGUGAAAAAUCGAAUUUAUUAUUCC
Molecule: messenger RNA, 4588 nt
Organism: Danio aesculapii
Lineage: Eukaryota; Metazoa; Chordata; Actinopteri; Cypriniformes; Danionidae
Gene: noxa1
Product: NADPH oxidase activator 1
Exons: 13
Coding region: 1-1257 (418 amino acids)
Biological process (GO): superoxide anion generation
Molecular function (GO): protein binding; superoxide-generating NADPH oxidase activator activity
Source: RefSeq, a predicted model, not a curated record